GCCCGGUGACUCAAGAGGAAUUGUCGAUAGCUGUUCAUCGUUUUUACAUUUUAUAACUUCAUUUUUUAUUAAAACAAAUAUUUUUAUAUGUAAACUACGUGUCAGUAGUUUUUUUGUUGCUGUGAAUAUAUUUUUCAAUGCGCGUUUUUACUCAUCUGGAGGGCUUUUACGUACAGGAGAAACGGCUUGGUUUUUAUUUCAAUUGAGCAGACUGUAAUCUUUAUCUGAAGAAGCGACUAAGGACAUAGGAGAGCUCUUUUGAGGACGUGCACGCGCCACGUCUGACCAUAGCGUGUGACGCACCUAUUGUUGUUUUAAAGGGUCGCGACUCACUCGCGAGGGCACAGGUGAGGAGCAGACACCUCGAGCUAGACCUCUUGGAUUCAUAUCAUUAUAGUUUGUGUGGAUUUACAGCAACAACAUGAGCAAAACGAAGAACAAAAGCGAAAAUAAGACGGAAAAAGCGUUGGCUGCUGAGAAAGAGCAGUUCGCUAAACAACAGCUCCACAGCAUCAGCAAAACUCUCGUCUCAGGAGAAACUCCACUUAAAGAGAAAUAUGUGCGCAAUAUUAUCAUGGGAACGUAUAAGGAGAGUGGAGCCGCCACCUUCUGGUCCUACACCCUCAACCUGCCUCUCUCCAGCAACUCCAUGAUCUGCUGGAAGUUCUGCUACCUGCUGCACAAAGUGCUCCGGGGGGGACAGAGAAAUGUCGUUAGAGACUCUCACAGAUACUGCCGCAACGUCAAAGACAUGGGCGUUCUCUGGGGAAGCUUACAUGAUCGAUACGGCCAGAUUGUUGCACUGUCUGCAAAAUUCCUCUGCCUCAAAAUGGAAUUUCAUGCAAAGCACAAGCUGAUCCCAGGCAACCUGGAGGCCAGUGAUGAGACUCUGGACAAGGAAACAGGAAAUGACAAAAACAAAGUGUUGGAUAUGACACAGGAACUGAUGGAUUACCUGGAUGCUGGACUGAAGAUGGAGGAGACAGUUCUGCGUCAGCUUGAUGCCAACGGCGCCAAAUCUGAUACUCCAGCUGGACAGUGCAGACUGACUCCUCUGAUUCCUCUGAUACUGGACUGCAGCUUCCUCUACCACUUCACUGUCCUGCUGAUGUUCAAACUGCACAGCUGCAUGGCUCCAGAUAUUCUUCUUGGACAUCGAGAGCGGUUCCGAGAUCUUUUUAACAGCCUCAAACCAUUCUUUGACAGAGCCAGGGAAACUGAGUUUUUUAAAACUUUUAUCCAGAUCCCAGAUCUCCCUGAUGCUCCACCAAACUUCCUCCGCGCUUCUGCCUUGGCUGAAUAUAAGAGGGCGGUGGUGGUGAUACCUAACGAGGAACGCACCGACAGAGAGGAGGCGGAACAGCAACCAGAGACCAGAGAAGCACCACAGAUGCCACAGUACUAUUUGCCAAACCAAAUGGGAGCACAGGAUGUUUCAGUGGACCAAAGGGAAACCGAAAACGAGGGUCUGAAGAGAGAGCUGCAGGCGCUCAGACCAGAACUACAGCUCAUCAAGUCUGAGGCUCGGAGGUGUUUAACUGAGUUGAAGUCUCAGGUGAAUCGCUUGGAGGCCGAGGUCGAGGAGGAGCGUAACUACAAACAUAUGGCCAUGGUGGAGAAGGAGCACCUGCGGCUGGAGGUGGAGGGCUUACGGUGCGCUAAUGUCGCCAACGUCGGGGCUCAGAUCGGAUACAAGGAGGCAGACCAUCGAGCUCAGUCAGCAGAGCUUCGUUUCACUCAACUCAAAGAGAGACAUGCAGAGCUCAUCACCAGCCACGCUGACUUAAUGAAGAAGAAUGCAGAAACAGUGAAGUUGUUCUCUGGUACAAAACAUGGUCAAGAUGAUUUGCUGAGAAGCAAACAGCAGCUUGAAAUCGAGCUGGAAAAUCUACGACGGGAGAACAGCAACAUGAUGAAUCAGCAGCAGCAGGAGUUUCAGCGCCUCAACAAAGAGCUUCUGGAGCAAAGGGCCCAGCUGGCUCUCCUUCGCAGCACGCUGGACAACAAAGACAUGGAGGGGUCUCAGUUCAGCAGCAGCCUGGCAGCUCUGCAUGCCGAGCGGGAGCUACUGCUGCGCUCCGCUCGAGAGAAAGACGCAGAGCUCUCCUCGCUGAGACAGCAGGCCCAGCAGCAGCAGGGCUCCCAGGACCUGGAGAGGGACCGCCUGCUCCGAGAGCUGGAGGCCCUCAGGGCGCAGCUGCAGCAACAGCUGACCAUCAAUGCAGAGCAGAAGUUGGAGAUCGACCGUCUGAGGCGAGAGUUGGACUCGACACGGUCGGAGUUAAAUCGUUCAAACGGCGCCCUGCAGAGCAGAGAAAUGAGUGGGACCCAGCUGAGCAGCUCUCUAGCAGGGUUGCAGGCGGAGAGGGAGGUGCUGCUGCGCUCCAUGAGGGACCAGGAGGCAGAGCUGAACUCCCUCCGCCAGCAGGCCCAGCUCCACCACAGCUCCCUGGAGCAGGAGAGGCAGAGGAGCAGCAUGGAAGUGGGCAGUCUGCACGCCCAGAUACAGCAACAGGCGUGUCGUGAGGGUGAGCUGACCCAGAAGCUGCAGGACGAGCAGUUCUGUCUGCUGCAGUGUGCUGUGGUGGAGGCCGAGGGCAUCAUACUGGAUGCUGUGGCCAAACUGGACGACCCCAUUCACCUCAGCUGCAUCAGCUCACCUGAUUAUUUGAUAAACCGAGCUGAAAUCACUCUGGGUUCUAUUGACAAAAUGCAGCAGAGUCACGUGGUUUACCUGGGAAACAGGAAUGAUGCCAGUGGUUUGCUGAGAGCGGUCACACAGUUCUCCCACCUCACUGCUGACACCAUUGUCAACGGAGCAGCAACAUCUCACUCUGCUCCCACCGACCAGGCCGACCGUUUGACUGACAGCUGUCGGGAUUGUGCGAAUCACUGCCUUCAGUUCUUGAAAGAUCUAAAGAUUCAGGCCAGUUUACAGCGAGCAGAUCCCUCCGCCGUGCGCUUCACUGUCCAACGCCUCCUCGGGUUGGCACAGGGUCUGCGUCCAACAGGGCAGGAUCUGCAAAAAGGAGAGCUGGGAUACCUGGUGGAUAAAGAGAUGAUCGCCACAUCAACUGCCAUUGAAGAGGCUGUGCUGAGAAUGGACGAGAUAAUGAAUCAGGCAAAGAGAGACACUUCUGGCAUCAAACUGGAGGUCAACCAGAGUAUCCUGGGAUCCUGUUCAGACCUGAUGAAGGCCGUUCACAUGCUGGUUACAGCUUCUGCUGACCUGCAAAAAGACAUCGUGGAAGGAGGCAGGGGAGCAGCUUCUGUUACAGAAUUUUAUGGCAAGAACUCUCGCUGGACAGAGGGACUCAUCUCUGCCUCUAAAGCUGUUGGCUGGGGCGCCACACAGCUGCUAGACUCAGCGGACCGGGUGGUGGCUGAAAAAGGAGCGUACGAGGAGCUCAUCGCGUGUUCACAUGAGAUCGCUGCGAGCACAGCUCAGCUCCUUGCUGCCUCAAAGGUGAAGGCCGACCGUAACAACAAGAAGCUGCAGACCCUGAAGCAGGCCUCGCGCCACGUUAAUGACAUGGCUGCUGUGGUUGUCACCUCCACCAAAUACGGGCAGGAGAAGAUCUCUGACCCAGUUUUGAUGGACUUCUCUGGCAGAUCUUUGAUCAAACUGAAAACAGAGGAGAUGGAAACUCAGGUGCGGGUGCUGCAGCUGGAGAGCCAGCUGGAGCAGGAGAGGGUCCGUCUGGGGGAGCUGAGGAAGAGGCACUACGAGCUCCACUCCUCUGUCGAUGAAGCAGACGAAGAUCCCGACAGCUUCCCACCGCCACCACCACCUACUCUGCUCGAUUCCCCGACAGCAAAUCAGUCCAUCCCACAGACACAGCCUUACAUAACCACACAUACUAAUCCGUUUGCACCGUCUCAAACACAGCCUCAGUCAUACACACCAACACUACCACAGGCACAAACCUACACCCCUUCCACCGCUUCUCAAAUCUACACCCCUUCCCUAACUACCACCACUUCUCAAAUCUACACCCCUUCCCUAACUACCACCUCUUCUCAAAUCUACACCCCUUCCCUAACUACCACCUCUUCUGAAAUCUACACCCCUUCCACCUCUUCUCAACUCUACACCCCUUCCUUAACUUCCACUUCCUCUCAACUCUACAUUCCUUCCCAGACUUCUACUUCCUCUCAAAUCCACACCCCUUCCCAAACGUAUACCCCUCCUCAGACCUACACACCCUCUCAGCCUUUCAUCCCGUCUCAGCCUUUCAUGCCGUCUCAGCCCUACACACCUCAGCCCUACACACCUCAGCCCUACACACCAAGCACGACUUACUUAAACCCUCAGUCUUACUCGCUGUCAACGCCCUCCACUCAAACCUCCCCCAGCCUCUCUCGGCCUCAGUCUCCGUCUCUGACCCGGGCAGACCCGCAGAACGCAGAGACCGUCAAACCAGCCUCAAGAAAACCCAACAUCUUUACCAAAUCUGGAAACUUGUUGAAGAAUGCGUUCAAAAGAGGUGAAACUGGAACAGGGGAGUCUUGAAUCCUGACUGAAGAAGACUCUGACAUUUCAAUUAAAAAUCAGUGGAAAUAUAAACAUCCUUACUUUAACAUUUUAAAAUCGCUGAUUUAAAUCAAAUGUUAUCUCUCUGGAGAAAAAAAAUGUCACUUAAUUGUGCAAAUGUAUAUUUUCCAACUUAUUUUUGUAAUAAUACGGAAGCCUAUUUUAUGUUUAUGAUUGCUGUUGUAUACUGAGUUGAUUUAAUAAAU
Messenger RNA from Notothenia coriiceps (black rockcod), 4740 nucleotides. Its product is annotated as huntingtin-interacting protein 1-related protein-like. Lineage: Eukaryota; Metazoa; Chordata; Actinopteri; Perciformes; Nototheniidae. The record is from RefSeq and is a predicted model, not a curated record. Gene Ontology annotation, cellular component: clathrin-coated vesicle; cortical actin cytoskeleton. The transcript is spliced from 33 exons. Gene Ontology annotation, biological process: actin filament organization; clathrin coat assembly; endocytosis. Gene Ontology annotation, molecular function: actin filament binding; phosphatidylinositol-3,5-bisphosphate binding; phosphatidylinositol-3,4-bisphosphate binding. Bases 422 to 4513 code for a protein of 1363 amino acids.